Molecule: messenger RNA, 1806 nt
Organism: Acanthamoeba castellanii str. Neff
Lineage: Eukaryota; Discosea; Longamoebia; Acanthamoebidae
Product: tetratricopeptide repeat domain containing protein
Exons: 6
Coding region: 1-1806 (601 amino acids)
Molecular function (GO): protein binding
Source: RefSeq, a predicted model, not a curated record
AUGGAGGAGCAGAACGAGGGGGAGCAGCAACAGGGGGCGGCUGUGGCUGAAGAAAUCGAGGCCUCUGCUGCCACGCAGGUGGAGGAGGCCCACCCAGAUUUGUCAGUAGAUGAAGGAGAGGCGGCAGCAGAGACUGAUCCACUGGCAGUAGUGGAAGGUGAAGAAAACGCUCAAGAAGCCCUGGAGGAGGAGACAACAGCGACCAACGUGGGCGAGGUGUCUGCCGACCUCUCACCCUCCUUGAACGAAGAAGGAGAGGUCGAGGUCGAGGCAGUUGAGGCCGAGGGUGAAGAAGAAGCAGAGGGAGAAGAGGGAGAGGGCUCCCCCGGUAUCACCAUCGCCCCACGCACCCCGGUGCUCGAGCACGACCCGCUUCGUGCCCUCACACCCCCCUCGCGGCGGCACUCGGAAGCGGACGAGUACCAGCCGCUGCCCCUUCCCACCACCACCGUCUCCCCGCUCCCGCCCGUCGCGGCUGCAGACACUUCGUCAUCCCCUGCGGUUGGUGGGGCUCGGGCCAAGCUGCCGGAGGGCGGACUGGCCGGUGCGGACCCGAGCACACUGGGGUCGGGCGGAAGGAAGGCGCCGGUGGCGGUCAACGACGACAUGGACGGCCUCAAGACGCUCAUGAGGGCAGGCUACUGGAAGGACGCGGCGCGCUUGGCCGACAAGCUGAGCACCCGUUCUCGCUGGCCUCACGAGCGCCUGCAGUGCAAGCUGUGCUUGCUCGUUGCCCUGGUAAAGACCAGGCAAUUUAAGAAGGCGACUGAUGAGGUGGACGCUCUCGGAGACCUGGAGGCGGCAUCGACCUUCUACGAGAGCUACCCGCAGCUGUACCAGGACAAGCGUGGAUCGAUAGUGCCUUUCUCGCUCUUCGUCCUGCGUGCCGAGCUGCCGUCGUUUGCCAGCCCGGAAGGCCUCUCCAGGUCGCUGGACGCACUCUUCGGUCUGCUCGACUACUGCCGCGCCCAGCUCAGCAGCCUGGCUGCCAAGUCGACCUCCGCCGCCGCUCCCGCGGCUUCGUCGCCCGACCAGCCGUCGUCGUUGACCGCAGCCGACCUAGACUCCCUCUCCACGCUCUCUAUUUCUCGAAGUGCUUCGCCCUCCUCGUCUUCUGGCCUCUCGUUCAUGGAGGAUCUGGAUCAAGAUGUGGUGCAGACGUGGCGGGGGCGGGAGGUCCGGGUGUUGUUCUCCAUCAGCACGCGAUACGUACAGGCCGGCGACUACUCCGCCGCGUUGCGCAUUUUGACCUCCCUCUUGCCGCUCUACCCCAAGGUAAUCCCCACCCGAGCAGCCUGCUGGCGGGUGCCGCUGUGUUCUAAUGCUCGCAUCGUCUCGAUUCAGGACGUUGUCCUGCUGUCGGCAGUGGGCCGCCUGCUGCUGCAGUGGGGCAACUUGACCGGAGCGGAGCGUUACUUCCGUGACGUAGAGCAGCUGGUGACGGAGCCGACCAACUCGGUGGUGGUCAUGAUGAACCGCGGCAUGGAGUACAUCGGGCGCGACCGCUACUCGGACGCGGCGCGUGCAUUCGAGCGCGUGUUGGAGCUUGAGCCGGACAACGUGUGGGCGGCCAACAACCGGGCAGUGUGCUGGUUGUACCUCCGCGACCUCCAACGCUCCAUCACCUCUCUCGAGCAGCUCAUCGCCGCCAAUCCUGAAGCCAACCUCCUGGAUGUGGUGGUGUUCAACCUGUGCACGCUAUACGACCUAGAGUCAGACAGCAGCGGCGUCAAGAAGAAGGCUCUGUUGGCCAUCAUCUCCCAGUUUGCCUCUGACGACUUCGACACCAGCGGCAUCAAGGUGUGA